UUCGAGACACGUCAUACCCUCAAAGAAAAUAAACAAGAAAUGGGCCAGGUGGACAAGGCUGGUGUCCAAAUAACAUAAUGCGACGGUGUAACUUAGCCAAUAUAAGAAUAUAUAACAUUUAGACAUAUAGGUAACCAGAACUACGUUUUUCAGUACGCUAUCAGCGCAACAUUGAAAUUACAUGUGAAUUUCUGAUGUGAUGAGCUAAGUACGUGCAUGCUAGCUAGCUAGCUAUGUUGCUAAACGCGGGCAUUCCAUGAUGGACAGUGAUCUAAGUCCUCAGGAUAAAAAAGACUUGGACAAGUUCAUAAAGUUUUUCGCUUUGAAGACAGUACAGGUGAUAGUCCAAGCUCGACUUGGGGAAAAAGUAUGCACACGCUCCUUGUCUUCACCUACUGGCUCUGAUUGGUUCAACCUGGCAAUCAAAGAUAUCCCAGAAGUUACACAUGAGUCAAAGAAAGCUCUGGCCGGGCAGCUUCCUGGCAUCGAACGGUCCAUGUGUGUUGAGAUCUCCCUCAAAACCUCAGAGGGAGACUCGAUGGAAUUGGAGACAUGGUGUCUCGAAAUGAACGAGAAGUGUGACAAAGAUAUUAAAGUGUCCUACACUGUCUAUAACCGCAUGUCAUUACUGCUCAAGUCACUACUGGCUAUCACAAGGGUAACCCCAGCCUACAAACUCUCACGAAAGCAAGGGCACGACUAUGUCAUACUGUACAGGAUAUAUUUUGGAGAGGUUCAACUUACAGGAUUGGGAGAAGCGUUCCAGACAGUGCGUGUAGGAGUUGUGGGAACUCCUAUUGGAACCAUCACCUUAUCUUGUGCUUACAGGACAAACCUGGCCUUCAUGUCCACCAGGCAGUUUGAGAGGACGGCUCCGAUUAUGGGCAUAAUCAUUGACCACUUCGUUGAGCGCCCCUUUGGCAACGUGGGACACAUGCAUCCAUGUAACUACAGAGCACCCGGAGAAGAUGAAGGAGCAUACAAUGGGGUGGAGGAUUCUCAGGAAGUGUGCACCACGUCCUUCUCCACUUCUCCACCCUCACAACUCUACUGCUCUCGUCUUUCUUAUCAGUCUCCUGUGCUUGUUGGAGCUGCUGACUUCUGCCACCCCUCCACCUUAAACACUGCCAACCCACACCAGAUGGGAGUUCCAGGGAAGGAGGGCGGCGUACCCCAGCAGGUGCCUGUGCAGCCUUGUCAUGGAGCCCAGGCAGAGCAUCGACGAGUGUCCUCAUGCCCCCCUGCUGAUCAUGUUCCCGCCACGCCCUCCAGCAGUGGUGAGGACGCAGAGACCUCGUCGAGGAGCGUUGGGGUGAAGAGUGGCUCUCCCUGGGGUGUACUGGAGACCACCUUCACCAGGAAAGUGGGUGCCUUUGUCAACAAGCCAGGCACACAGGUAACCACGGCAAGCCUGGACUUACCAUUUGCAGCGUUUGCUCCCAGAGCAUAUGACCUCGAGGAAAAUGACCCUAUGGUUCAGCCUCCGGAGUCCUCAGCCACGUCCUCUCCCCUGCAGGGCAGUUUGCACUCCCAAGGCUCUGGUGAGAGUGGAGGCCCGGCACAGGACGACUUUGUAAUGGUGGACUUUAAGCCUGCGUUCUCCAAGGAUGACCUCCUUCCCAUGGACCUUGGCACAUUCUACAGAGAGUUCCAGAACCCCCCACAGCUCACCAGCCUCACUAUUGAUGUCAGUUCUCAGUCCAUGGCAGAAGACCUGGACUCUCUUCCUGAAAAACUGGCAGUAUACGAGAAGAACAUUGAUGAAUUUGAUGCAUUUGUGGACACAUUGCAGUAGGGAUAGAAAUGGAUCCACUGUCUGCAAUGACAAAUGAUCCCAUUUAGUCCAUCUGCAAGGUCCUGUUGUCUUUCAAGCUUGUUUGCAUUCAGCCUGUGUAUGCCUGUUCUUUCUUCUCGUAGUUUAAAUUCCUUAUUGAUUUGUAAUCAGAAUGUUUCUCUUCAAACCUCACUGGUUGAUGUAUUGUAGAGUAAGAGAGCCUGUACCCAACAACCGAAGACAUCUUUAAAAAAGAAAAAAGUUGCACCGUUUCUUUUCUGACGUGAAUAACUGCAACAUUUGCUUUAGUGUUGAGCAGACUGUGUCGUAAUGUAAAUACCAGAUCCCCUCUCACCUUGCUGUUAUAGAGCUUAACACGUAAUAAUUAAGACGUUCAGUUCAUCAAAGCUGUUGUCUAAAGGUCAUGAGGCGUUGGAUUAUUGCUGUCCCGUGUGACACUGAGAACGCUCAUAGCAACUUUGCAGCCAGGCGUGGCCAUGUUUUAGUAGAUAGGAAGAAGCUAUGUAUGGAAAUUGAUCAAUAGUAGUGAAUCUAUAUCCAAGAAACGGAAAACAUGCUGUGUAGCUGAAUCUGUAUGUUGAAAGAGAAGUUCCUGUGGUUGUUUUUUUGUAAAUGGGGAGAAGAGUUGUCUUCUGCUUUCCUUCUCUAGAUGACCAACUUUAGGCCAUACAUCACUGUGUGUCACUACAAAUGAUGUACAGUCACUGCUCACCUCUGAAUCGCCAUAUAAAGCAAGCUUCCCUUUUCCCUAUCUGUAAAGAGGGUAAACAUUAUUUGCACUUUCAAUGUAUCAAUCUUAAGUCAUCUUGAUUUCCCCCAACGCUUGAAUAUACAGUAGCAUGGUCAUGUGUAAUACAUUUGAUCUCAAAUGGCCUAUUUUGUAUUAUGGGAAAGGAAUAAGCCAGAGGCCCUAUAUAUUUCUGAUUGUGGUCAUUUGUGAUUUAUACCAGCACAACACGAGGGAUCGUAUUCGUCGUCCUUCUUGAAGCUUUUAAAAUACAAUAGAGCAUCAAUACACUUGUCACGUGAGUACGCUCCUCCACACAUCUGAAUAAAUCAAAUGAAGGCACUUUUAACCAUCACCUUUUAUUUAUACUUUAUAUUCACAACAUAUAAAAAAUGAUUGCAGUAAAAUACUCAACGAGAAAUUUCAUUUUCACUGUAGCAACCAGGAAAUACUAUUAUUUGACAAUACAGAUAAACAGUACAAUAAAGGUGGGACAAACGGGCACAAUUUUUUUAAGGAGAUAUGACUGGAGUUGGUUCCUCGCCUGUUUGUUUCCUUAAGGCACACAGACGCAAAAUGGGGUUGUAAAGGCUCUACUAAGCCACUGAUCCGCAUGUCAAUGCAAUUGUUUCAUUGACAUGACCAGGAAGUUUUCAUACACCGUAAACAAAUUAAUUUUAAUAAUAGACAAAACAUCGAAGCACAACAGAACUCUUACUUAUUCCGUCUUAACAUUAGCACGGUUCUCGUUCAGGAUAUGUUCAUUACAAAGUCAUUCAGGAUUACAAAGCACAGGAGCUGUACCCCCAAAAGUUUGGCCAUUGCAAAUGGAAAAAAUGUUAAGGUAAAAAAAAGUAUCUAAAUGGAACCAUCUUAGUGUUCUCCAAUGCAACCAUAAUUCUUUGGUUGAGUUGAAUUUAGUAUUGAACAAAAUGCAACGACCGUCAAUAAAAUGAGCAAAAUAAGGCAGAGAAACAACUCGCCUCACAGUAAACAAAUGAAAUACAGCAGAGCCUGAGAGCCCCCGGGUCUGUAAGUACACAGCAUUUCAGUCUAUCCAUAAUUAGAAGCCCUUCUAAUACCCCUUACUGACUUUAAGGCUACAGAAAGAUAUUUUGCCAGCAAUGACACUAGCCAUCAGUCUUUACAGAGGGAUGGUGAUGUUCAAGGAAUAACUGCUGUAAGUAGAGUAAUAAAACACAAAUGAAAGUAGAAUAUGUGUCAUGAAAAGACUGUCCUGCAUUGAGAAAGCUAAUCAGGCUUAACAUGAAAUGUAGAAGUUAAAUGAUUAAGAAUAGUUUAUUUUAUAGUUGACCUGUACAAAAUGAUCAAACGUAAUGCAGCAGAAAGGAACAAAGGCUUGCUGGAUAUGUUUAAAGGGGAUACCAGUAUGUUUUAUCAGAUGAGUAAACAUUUAAAAAGUAAGGCGAUAUGUGACCCCCCCCCCGAAAAAAA
Molecule: messenger RNA, 3977 nt
Organism: Oncorhynchus mykiss (rainbow trout)
Lineage: Eukaryota; Metazoa; Chordata; Actinopteri; Salmoniformes; Salmonidae
Product: autophagy-related protein 13
Biological process (GO): protein localization to phagophore assembly site; piecemeal microautophagy of the nucleus; autophagosome assembly
Cellular component (GO): phagophore assembly site; Atg1/ULK1 kinase complex; cytosol
Source: RefSeq, a predicted model, not a curated record